AUGUUUGGUGGAUAUCCUCUCUACGGAAAUCAAGGCAGUUUCGGAGGUUUUGGUGGUUCAGGUCUUGGUGGAGGCUUCGGCAAUUUAGCUUACAGUGGUUUCAGUAGUCCAAACUACUUUACUUUUGGUACUCCUCGCUAUGAUGGUGCUGCUAGUUCAGGUUAUAGUGGUUUUGAUGCUCUUGGAGGUUAUGGACGUGCCUUCAGCUCACCAUAUGGGUAUGGUUCUUAUUGA
Molecule: messenger RNA, 234 nt
Organism: Rotaria sp. Silwood1
Lineage: Eukaryota; Metazoa; Rotifera; Eurotatoria; Philodinida; Philodinidae
Source: the annotation of a GenBank genome assembly